CUCGCUUCCUUCCUCCCCGGGCCACUCCAAGGGCAUGGCUACCAAGGUGGACGUGAGAGUGAGUGGCCACCCAGGAGCUCUAGCCGGGGCACGGGAGCACCUUCAUGCGGUCACCAGGGACUACACCACCCAUCCGAGGCUGACCUACUGGACGGUGAGUGGCGUGAACGGCCCACUGGUGGUUCUGGACAAUGUGAAGUUCGCCCAGUAUGCUGAGAUCGUCAAUUUCACCCUCCCCAACGGCACUCGGCGGAGCGGGCAAGUCCUGGAAGUGGCCGGCCUGAAGGCAAUUGUUCAGGUGUUUGAAGGAACAUCUGGCAUAGAUGCCCAGAAGACCUCUUGUGAGUUCACGGGGGAUAUUCUCCGCACCCCUGUUUCCGAGGACAUGCUAGGCCGGGUCUUCAAUGGUUCUGCUAAGCCCAUUGACAAAGGGCCGACGGUUAUGGCAGAGGACUACCUGGACAUAAAUGGCCAGCCCAUCAACCCUCAUGGACGUAUUUACCCAGAAGAGAUGAUCCAGACAGGGAUUUCGCCCAUCGAUGUCAUGAACAGCAUCGCCCGGGGCCAAAAGAUCCCCAUCUUCUCUGCAGCGGGUCUUCCACACAAUGAGAUCGCAGCUCAGAUCUGCAGGCAGGCCGGCCUGGUGAAGAAGUCGAAAGACGUCAUAGAUUAUCACGAGGACAACUUCGCCAUCGUCUUCGCUGCUAUGGGGGUGAACAUGGAAACCGCCCGUUUCUUCAAGUCAGACUUUGAGGAGAAUGGAUCCAUGGAGAAUGUCUGCCUCUUCCUCAACCUAGCCAAUGACCCCACGAUUGAGCGCAUCAUCACGCCCCGCCUGGCCCUCACCACGGCAGAAUUCCUGGCGUACCAGUGUGAGAAACACGUCCUCGUGAUCUUGACGGACAUGAGCUCCUAUGCGGAGGCCCUGCGUGAGGUCUCAGCUGCCAGAGAGGAGGUGCCCGGGCGAAGAGGUUUCCCAGGCUACAUGUACACGGACCUGGCCACCAUCUAUGAGCGCGCUGGACGUGUAGAAGGCCGUAACGGCUCCAUUACGCAGAUCCCCAUCUUGACGAUGCCCAAUGACGAUAUCACUCACCCCAUUCCGGACUUGACCGGCUUCAUUACAGAGGGACAAAUUUACGUGGACAGACAGCUCCACAACAGACAGAUCUACCCUCCCAUCAACGUCCUCCCGUCCCUCUCGCGUCUGAUGAAGUCAGCUAUCGGCGAAGGCAUGACCAGGAAGGACCAUGGAGAUGUCUCCAAUCAGCUGUACGCCUGCUAUGCCAUCGGCAAGGAUGUCCAGGCCAUGAAGGCGGUGGUUGGAGAGGAAGCCCUCUCUGCUGAUGACCUUCUCUACUUGGAGUUUCUGCAGAAGUUCGAGAAGCAGUUCAUUGCACAAGGGGCCUACGACAACCGGACAAUUUUUGAGUCUCUGGACAUUGGCUGGCAAUUGCUCCGGACCUUCCCCAAAGAGCUGCUGAAGCGAAUCCCAGAGAGCAUCCUUGCCGAAUACUACCCUCGGGAGGCCAAGGCGACCCAGAACGCCGACACGGCCCUCUGAAUCUCAGCACGGCCCCUAAAGGGAGCUCUGCUCUGAGUAAGAGCAGAGCCACGACCCACCUGUGUUUUCUUUCCGCAUCGCAUGCUUUUCUCUCUGGUUGUGAAUGGUUGCCAAGGAAUGGAUGGCACGGGUUGUCCUGAUUCAAAAUAAAAGUGCAGAACUUC
Messenger RNA from Pogona vitticeps (central bearded dragon), 1728 nucleotides. RefSeq names its product ATPase H+ transporting V1 subunit B1 (gene ATP6V1B1). Gene Ontology annotation, cellular component: proton-transporting V-type ATPase, V1 domain. Gene Ontology annotation, biological process: vacuolar acidification; proton transmembrane transport; ATP metabolic process. The record is from RefSeq and is a predicted model, not a curated record. Gene Ontology annotation, molecular function: proton-transporting ATPase activity, rotational mechanism; ATP binding. NCBI's taxonomy places the organism in Eukaryota, Metazoa, Chordata, Lepidosauria, Squamata, Agamidae.